AUGGUGGCAGUCGUUGUGCUGGUAGAGUUGAGGUUCUUCAUGAUGAUCAGUGGGGAACAGUGUAUUAGUUGGGAUCUGAAAGAUGCUGCAGUGUUGUGUAGAGAGCUGAACUGUGGAGAGGCUGUACAGCCUACAUAUGGGGCUUACUUUGGACAAGGAUCAGGACCAAUCACAAAGGCUCUUGUGCAGUGUAGUGGAUCAGAGUCCUCACUGAGGAACUGUAGAUCAGACGACCGGUAUAUUCAGCACUGUUCUCAUGAUUAUGAUGCUGGUGUGAUCUGCUCAGAAAUCAUAAACUAUGGAAGGUUUGCAAGACUUGUUAAUGGACCUCAUCAGUGCUCUGGAAGAGUCGAGCUGCUUCGUGGUAACACCUGGAUGUCAGUGUGUGAUGCUGUGUUUGAUGAUCAGGAUGCAGAGGUUGUGUGUAGAGAGCUGAACUGUGGGGUUCCUGUACAGCUGCUGGGUGCAGAUACUUUUGGUAAAGGAGAGGAGCAGGUGUGGACACAAGAGAUUCAAUGUAAAGGAAAUGAAUUAAACAGUCGAUUAUGUUCGUAUGCGUCACAUAAAGUAACCUGCUCUCAUGACAAUGAUGUGGGACUGAGAUGUUCUGGUUACUUUGAUCACAGACUGAUGAACGGUCCUGAUAUCUGCUCUGGUCGAGUUGAAGUUCGACACCUUAAUGAGUCGAGAACAGUUUGUGAUGCAUGCUGGGAUAUGAGAGCUGCCAAUGUCCUCUGUAGAGAGCUGAAUUGUGGGAUUGCUGUGUCUGUUGUGGGAGUGGACUGGUUUGGAGAGGGAUCUGGUGAAAUCUGGGCUGAUGUGUUUGAUUGUCAGGGGAAUGAAACAAAACUCUCAGAAUGUUCAAUCUCUUCAUGGAGUCGAGCUGAAUCCUCUCAUAAACAAGAUGUUGGAGUCAUUUGUUCUAAUUCCUCUCUGUCUCUUCAUGAUGGUCGAGUGAGGUUGUCUGGAGAGAGAGAGUGUGAGGGUGAGGUGGAAGUUUACAUUCAUCAGGUUUGGAGGAGAGUUCUGCUGGACUCCUGGAGUCUCACUGAAUCCUCUGUGGUCUGCAGACAGCUGGGCUGUGGCUCUGUGCUGAACUUCACUACCUCCUCUUCAUCCAGUGAUGAACACAGUUAUGAGUGUGUGAUGGGCUUCCAGUGCUCUGGGACUGAAGAUCAUCUGAGGAACUGCAGCUCUCCACAAACUCUCAACUGCAGCGCAACACAACAGCUGGCAAUCACCUGCCUUGGUCAGAACUUCAUCAGGUUGGUGGGUUCUGGUGGAGAUUGUGCAGGAAGGCUGGAGGUUUUUCACAAGGGCUCAUGGGGUACAGUGUGUGAUGACUCCUGGGAUAUUAAAGAUGCUCAUGUGGUGUGCAGACAGCUGCAGUGUGGAGUGGCUCUCAGUAAUCAGCCAGUACCAGCCUGGUUUGGUCCUGGUUCUGGACCCAUAUGGCUGGAUGAUGUGAACUGUGAGGGGAAUGAGACGUCACUGUGGAGCUGCUCUUCACCGGUCUGGGGAGAUCAUGACUGUAAACAUAAGGAGGAUGUAGGAGUCGUGUGCUCAGAGUUUAAAGAGCUCAGGUUAACUGAAGGCUGUGAAGGGAAUGUGGAGGUUUUCUACAAUGGAUCCUGGGGUAAUGUUUGCUGGAAUCAGAUGGAAAGUGACACAGCGAGUCUGAUCUGUCAAGAGCUGAACUGUGGAAGAUCUGGCAGUCUGUCUGAUUCAACAUCAAGAGUGCCAUCAGCUCAUAACUGGUUGGAUAAUGUUAAAUGUCGACCACACGACUCAAAUCUGUGGCAGUGCCCGACUUCACUCUGGGGACAGAAUUACUGUAGUCAAAAUGAGGUGGCUUAUAUCACCUGCUCUGGUAAGAUAAAAUUUAAACAUGUGUCUUUUUUCAAGUUUCUGUUCAUUUUCCUGUCAUCUCUUCACCAGAAACAAUGUUCAAAUCAUCUUCCUCUCAGACUGAGUGGAGGGAAGGGUUUGUGUUCGGGAAGACUGGAGGUUUAUCAUAACUCUGUGUGGGGUUCAGUCUGUGAUGAUCUGUGGGACAUCAGAGAUGCUCAGGUGGUCUGCAGGCAGCUGGGUUGUGGAGCAGCAUUGAGUGCUGAUGGGAAUGAAGCGUUUGGUGCUGGUGAAGGUGUUGUGUGGAUGAACAGAGUCGAGUGCAGAGGGACUGAGAUUCACCUGUGGGACUGUCCUCAUGUCCUGAAAAAACACACUGACUGCUCACACAAAGAAGUUGAGGUUGUUUGGAGUCUCAUCUCUGAAGAACAGCAUUCUGGAUAUGAAGAUGCUGAUGAGCUUCUCUCAGCAAAAGACUACAAGAUUGAAUAUUAUGAUGAUGUCUCCAAUGGCAGUGACAUGAAAGAAGAGAUGGUGAAAAAAGUCCCAGCAGAAUACUAUGAUGAUGUCAUCACUGAUGGACUAAAAGCAGACAGUGAGACAGAAGACACACUUGAGAAGUAUGAUGAUGUCAUCAACACAGGACAAAACUCUGAUCUUCAAAAAGAGGGAGUUCAGGAGGAGUAUGAUGAUGUGAAGAAUGACAGUGAAGAUGUGACAAACCUGUUAGAUUAUGAUGAUGUGGGGGAGGAGCCAAACAAAGACAGAAGCACGACAGUAUCAGAGGUCGAUGAGUUUGACCAUGUAGUCAAACAGAUGAACCAAGUGGAGUGGUUUGAUAGGCUGUGCAGGAAGGAGAGCAUUACAGUAGUCCAGCCUGGAGAUUAUGAGGGCCUGGAUCAGGAGUUGUGCAGAACGCUCCUUCUGGCUAUUCAGGAGUCUGAUGGACUGCAGAAAGAAACGUCUCUCAGUCGGCUCGAACAUGACCAGAUGCUGCGGAGAAUAAUGAUCAUUACUGCUGAAAUGAAUGUGAGGUUGGUGAAUGGUGGCAGUCGUUGUUCUGGUAGAGUUGAGGUUCUUCAUGAUGGUCAGUGGGGAACAGUGUGUGGUGCUGACUGGGAUCUGACAGAUGCUGCAGUGGUGUGUAGAGAGGUGAACUGUGGAGAGGCUGUAGAGCCUACAUAUAGGGCUUACUUUGGACAAGGAUCAGGACCAAUCACAAUGGCUUAUGUGGAGUGUAGUGGAUCAGAGUCCUCACUGAAGAACUGUAGAUCAGAUGACCGGUAUAUUCAGUACUGUUCUCAUUCUGAUGAUGCUGGUGUGAUCUGCUCAGAAACCAUAAACUAUGGAAGAUAUGCACGACUUGUUAAUGGACCUCAUCAGUGUUCUGGAAGAGUUGAGCUGCUUCGUGGUAACACCUGGAUGUCAGUGUGUGAUGCUGUGUUUGAUUAUCAGGAUGCAGAGGUUGUGUGUAGAGAGCUGAACUUUUACUCCAAGCUCAGACUGGUGAACGGCUCUGAUAUCUGCUCUGGUCGAGUUGAGCAGAGCUGA
This is a messenger RNA of Paramisgurnus dabryanus, 3399 nucleotides long. Lineage: Eukaryota; Metazoa; Chordata; Actinopteri; Cypriniformes; Cobitidae. The record is from RefSeq and is a predicted model, not a curated record.